CGCUUGCCGCCCCACGGCUACCCCCUGGAACACCCCUUUAACAAGGACGGGUACCGUUACAUCCUGGCUGAGCCCGACCCCCACGCCCCUGACCCGGAGAAGCUGGAGCUGGACUGCUGGAGCCUGCCUGUACGAGCGCGUCCUCCUGGCGCUGCGUUCUCCGCUCAGCGCUUGCCGCCCCACGGCUACCCCCUGGAACACCCCUUUAACAAGGACGGGUACCGUUACAUCCUGGCUGAGCCCGACCCCCACGCCCCUGACCCGGAGAAGCUGGAGCUGGACUGCUGGGCAGGAAAGCCCAUUCCUGGGGACCUCUACAGAGCCUGCCUGUACGAGCGCGUCCUCCUGGCGCUGCACGACCGAGCUCCUCAGCUGAAGAUUUCCGACGACAGGCUGACCGUGAUCGGCGAGAAGGGCUACUCGAUGGUGCGAGCCUCGCACGGGGUGCGGAAAGGAGCCUGGUACUUUGAAAUAUCCAUGGAUGAGAUGCCUCCGGACACAGCCGCCAGAUUAGGCUGGUCACAGCCAUUAGGGAACCUCCAGGCGCCGCUGGGAUACGACAAGUUCAGUUACUCCUGGCGCAGCAAAAAGGGAACCAAGUUUCACCAGUCGAUAGGGAAACACUACUCGUCUGGCUACGGACAGGGCGAUGUCCUGGGGUUUUACAUCAGCCUUCCAGAAGACACCGAGACUGCCAAAUCGCUGCCCGACACGUACAAAGACAAGGCUUUGAUCAAAUUCAAAAGCUACUUGUACUUCGAAGAGAAGGACUUUGUGGACAAAGCGGAGAAGAGCCUA
Leptosomus discolor (cuckoo roller) is the source of this 798-nucleotide messenger RNA. NCBI's taxonomy places the organism in Eukaryota, Metazoa, Chordata, Aves, Leptosomiformes, Leptosomidae. The record is from RefSeq and is a predicted model, not a curated record.